GUCAUCUCCAACCGGCUUUGUUUCAGGAAGCAUGUCCGUCGAUGAGUUUCCUGCAGGACAGAACGGCGGAUAAAUUGCAAAAUAGUGCAAUGGCUCUUCCUGCUGCACAACGUUUAGCUGCACGUUUUGGGACAUUGCGCUCACAUUUUCUGAAUGUUUGUGUCACGAGGCGUGCCCGUUGUCGUUACUAUACAAAAGAAAGAUCACUGGACCAUCACUGUCGUGAUCUCGAGCGCUACAGGGACUUGAAAGCGUGUUUCAAGAGACACCUGAAGGCAACUUACAGAAAGUUCUCAAACAUACCGGACCACUCAGCGGUGUACGGUCGUCACCAUGUUUAUUUUAUGGAAGGAAACGCCAUCUACAGAACGGAAAAGAAAAAAGGCGAGUCGGAACCAGAGCGAGUUCUCGACCUGGGAUGCAUCUGUGCGGGUGAGGAGGCACAAGAGUGGACUGUGCAGAGAAUACGACUUUCCCCUCACGAGAAGCAUCUUGCCGCCACUGUGAAGAAGCACAAUACAGAAAUAACAAGGUGCGUGGUCGUGAACCUUGACCAAAGAAACAUACUCACACUGGACGACGUCUUCAGCUUUGAAUGGGCCACAGAUGAGGUGCUGUUUUACACCAUCCAGGAAGGUCUGAAGUGCCAAAGUGUAUAUCGCAUGGACCUGACACCAAAUUCCAGCAAAAUACGCUCUGUGUACGAGGAAUCGCAGCCGGAUGUUUUUGUAGAGGUGUCCCUCUCGAGAGACGGCCACAUGCUGAACAUCACCUGCAGCAGCAGGAGCAGCUCUGAGGUGUCGCUCGUGGAUGUCUCCGACCCCCAUCUGGAGCCCGUCUUGGUUCAGGCGCGCCAGCCGGAGCUGCUGUACCACGUGGAACACUGGAGGCGCAACUUGAUCAUACUCGCCAACACGGGGCCUGGACAGGAAUAUCAGGUGGUGAAGGCCUCCCUCUCUGAGCCCUCCAUGAUGUCAUGGGACGCCAUAUUCACCCCGUGUCCCGGCACUGUGCUCAAAGACAUGGACGUGGUCGGGGACCACUGCAUACUGGUUGCCUUGACGACGAGCAAUGAGCUUGAGCUGAUCGUCGUGCCGCUUUCCCGACCGAGGGAAGCUUACACCCUGCAGCUGCCGUCCUGGGCGUGCGCCGUCGACACCGAGCGUCCGGGCCUUGCAGAGCAACGCAGCACACUGCAGCUCCUGAUCUCCUCUCCGGUCAGCCCCCCAGUGUCCUACCGUCUUCACCCCGAGGGAGGUUUCCUUUCAUCCAACACGGGAGACGGGCCCUCUCGGGAAAAUUUUAUCACUGCGCGAUUGAAGGCCCGCAGCCAGGAUGGCACCUUGGUGCCUGUUACACUUUUUCACGCCGGGGCAUGUACAAAAGACAUGCCUCUGCUGGCGCACGUCUACGGGGCUUACGGCCGGGACGUCGACAUGCAAUUCUGCCUGGAGAAAAGGUUUCUGCUGGAGCAGGGCUGGGCUCUGGCCUACUGCCAUAUAAGAGGCGGAGGAGAGCGCGGGCUGGCGUGGCAGAGGCAAGCUCGCGUCCAGGGAAAGCACAGAGGAGUGGAGGACCUUCAGGCCUGCCUCCAUCACCUCUUCUCCUCGGGGGUCUCAAGCCCUCCAAUGAGCGCACUCACCGCGCGCAGCGCCGGGGCCGUGCCAGUGGGGGCGCUGUGCAACACACGGCCAAACAUGAUGCGGGCGGUCGUGCUGCAGAGUCCUUUCCUGGAUGUGCUGGGAACAAUGGAGGACCCCAAAAUGCCUCUCACGAUGGAGGACAGGGAGGAGUGGGGAGACCCCCUGGGAAAUCCCCAACAUAGGCUCGCCAUCGCCUCCUAUUGCCCAGUUCACAACAUCACUCCUCAGUGCUACCCGUCCAUGCUGCUGACGGCUCAAGCCGACGACAACAGGGCGCCUUUGGCCGGUGUCCUCAAGUACACCGAAAAGCUCAAGGAAGCGGUGCAAAGUCACUUGAGCGUGGCAGCCAUAUUGGACCCUGAACCAAAUCUAGUUGUGAAUAUUCAACCUGGAGCCAAUCACGUGGGACCAGUUGACUGGGACUCCAUGCUGGAGGAGGAAGCCUUCCAGAUUGCGUUUCUCUACAAGGAGUUGGGCAUGGAACCUCCUCAUCCUCCACGCAGGAGGAAGAGAACAAACUUGUGUGGAUGACAGCAGAAGACAAGACAAGAGGCCAUGUGACUGCAGGGUUGAUUUCUUUUUGCGUCAUGCGCAUGUGAUGAGAAACAAUAUGCACGUUAGCAUGUGUAGAGAAUGUCCAAGGCGCUUAAAUAACAGGCCUUCUCCGAGAUGUAACACUGGCUCGGGUGGUUGGCAUUAAAGCGAGCGUGCGCCGAAAACUCAAUGGUCAAACCCUCUCCCGCCUCCGUAGCGAUCGCCGUCUUGCUGACCGCCUUUCCGUCAUUGGCCCGGUCGGUGCUCAUCAGAAUUCGCAUCUGCUCGGGCAGCUCCGCCACCGCCGACAGGUCAGUGACGGCCGAGCUGCGGCCCACGUUGAGCACCAAGAGGAAGGCGCGCUCCAUCCCGUCCAGCUCUCGCAGGUAGGCCAAGACAUUGCGGUCAGCGUGGACGUGGCAGAACCAGCCCCGUUGGAGGGGCAGCUCCGACUGACGAAGCUCGCUCAGACGGUGGUACUGAAACAGCACCGAGUCUUCGUCUCGCCGCUGGACCUGGACGGCGACGUGCGGCAUGGUCGAAUCAAUGUGCGGUUGAUAU
Molecule: messenger RNA, 2738 nt
Organism: Syngnathus acus (greater pipefish)
Lineage: Eukaryota; Metazoa; Chordata; Actinopteri; Syngnathiformes; Syngnathidae
Gene: prepl
Product: prolyl endopeptidase like
Exons: 15
Coding region: 42-2174 (710 amino acids)
Biological process (GO): proteolysis
Cellular component (GO): Golgi apparatus; cytoskeleton
Molecular function (GO): serine-type endopeptidase activity
Source: RefSeq, a predicted model, not a curated record